CUCCGCGGUGGAUACGUCGCCAUCUUGGAUCCGCGGGACAAGAAAAUUCAUGCGAGGGAGAACUGGUGGGCGGUCCUUCCUGUGACACGACCCUUGAGUGACAGUUCUUUUGAUUGCCUCCAGUACUGUGAGGAAAGGACACGACUCUAUGGUGAGGACUGAUGGACAUACAUUAUCUGAGAAAAGAAACUACCAGAGCAGAAGAAUCCCAUCGUUUAUCAUGUUCUGGUUGGACUCCUUUCUUAUCGUUUGCUGGAGUUUGAACUUCAGAGCUAUGGUGUCAACCCUGCUGUAAUAUCUCAGGGGAGCUCCUAGUGUGGGGCUGGUGCCAUGGCUCACCCUCCAACCUUUCCUUCUUCACUUCAGCCUCCAGCUCUGAGCUUUCCAAUCCCCAGAGUAGCAAAUGUUGAAAGAAGUUGCACAGGUGACAAACAGCAUGUUUGGUGCUUCAAGAAAGAAGUUUGUAGAGGGGGUCGACAGUGACUACCAUGACGAAAACAUGUACUACAGCCAGUCUUCUAUGUUCCCACAUCGGUCAGAAAAAGAUAUGCUGGCAUCACCAUCCACAUCAGGUCAGCUGUCUCAGUUUGGGGCAAGUUUAUACGGGCAACAAAGUGCACUAGGCCUUCCAAUGAGGGGAAUGAGCAACAAUACCCCUCAGUUAAAUCGCAGCUUAUCACAAGGCACUCAGUUACCGAGCCACGUCACGCCAACAACAGGGGUACCAACAAUGUCACUUCACACGCCUCCAUCUCCAAGCAGGGGUAUUUUGCCUAUGAAUCCUAGGAAUAUGAUGAACCACUCCCAGGUUGGUCAGGGCAUUGGAAUUCCUAGCAGGACAAAUAGCAUGAGCAGUUCAGGGUUAGGUAGCCCCAACAGAAGCUCGCCAAGCAUAAUAUGUAUGCCAAAGCAGCAGCCUUCUCGACAGCCUUUUACUGUGAACAGUAUGUCUGGAUUUGGAAUGAACAGGAAUCAGGCAUUUGGAAUGAAUAACUCCUUAUCAAGUAACAUUUUUAAUGGAACAGAUGGCAGUGAAAAUGUGACAGGAUUGGACCUUUCAGAUUUUCCAGCAUUAGCAGACCGAAACAGAAGGGAAGGAAGUGGUAACCCAACUCCAUUAAUAAACCCCUUGGCUGGAAGAGCUCCUUAUGUUGGAAUGGUAACAAAACCAGCAAAUGAACAAUCCCAGGACUUCUCAAUACACAAUGAAGAUUUUCCAGCAUUACCUGGUUCCAGCUAUAAAGAUCCAACGUCAAGUAAUGAUGACAGUAAAUCUAAUUUGAGUACAUCUGGCAAAACAACUUCAAGUACAGAUGGACCUAAAUUUCCUGGAGAUAAAAGUUCAACAACACAAAAUAAUAAUCAGCAGAAAAAAGGGAUCCAGGUGUUACCUGAUGGUCGAGUUACUAACAUUCCUCAAGGGAUGGUGACGGACCAAUUUGGAAUGAUUGGCCUGUUAACAUUUAUCAGGGCAGCAGAGACAGACCCAGGAAUGGUACAUCUUGCUUUAGGAAGUGACUUAACAACAUUAGGCCUCAAUCUGAACUCUCCUGAAAAUCUCUACCCUAAAUUUGCAUCACCCUGGGCAUCUUCACCUUGUCGACCUCAAGACAUAGACUUCCAUGUUCCGUCUGAGUACUUAACGAACAUUCACAUUAGGGAUAAGCUGGCUGCAAUAAAACUUGGCCGAUAUGGAGAAGACCUUCUCUUCUAUCUCUAUUACAUGAAUGGCGGAGAUGUAUUACAACUUUUAGCUGCAGUAGAGCUUUUUAACCGUGACUGGAGAUACCACAAAGAAGAGCGAGUAUGGAUCACCAGGGCGCCAGGCAUGGAGCCGACAAUGAAAACCAAUACUUACGAGAGGGGGACGUACUACUUCUUUGACUGUCUUAACUGGAGGAAAGUAGCUAAGGAGUUCCAUCUGGAAUAUGACAAGUUAGAAGAACGGCCUCACCUGCCAUCCACCUUCAAUUACAACCCUGCUCAGCAAGCCUUCUAAAAAAGACUUCCCUUUUCUUGGGGUAUGGCUGUCUCAGCACAAUACUCAACAUAACUGCAGAACUGAUGUGGCUCAGGCACCCUGGUUUUAAUUCCUUGAGGAUCUGGCAAUUGGCUUACGCAAAGGGUCACCAUUUGAGGUCCUGCCUUACUAAUUAUGUGCUGCCCAACAACUAAAUUUAUAAUUUGUUUUCUCUAGUUUGAGCCGGAUCUGAAUUUUUUCAUUUUCUUUUUGCCAGCAGACAGACUUGGGUCUGUAAAAACAAGCAAGUACACUGACAGAAGUUUACCAUUUAGUUUCUUAAAUGUAAAAAAGAAAACCCACAGAAGGCUCAACAAAAUUAGACCACAAAAUUUGCAUCAUUCAUUAUAGCACUAUUGGUAAUAAAAUAACAAAUGUUUGUGCAUUUUUAUGUGAAGAUCCUUCUCGUAUUUCACUUGGAAAGAUGAGCAAGGUCUGCUUCUUUCAUUUUACUUCCCCUUCUGUUUUUGAAAGGCAGUUUCACCGAGCUUAAUGCAAGAAUAUCUGACUGUUUAGAGAAAGAUAUUGCCACAAUCUCUGGAUGGUUUCCAGGGUUGUGUUAUUACUGAGCUUCAUCUUUCCAGAAUGAGCAAAACACUGUCCAGUCUUUGUUACGAUUUUGUAAUAAAUGUGUACAUUUUUUUUAAAUUUUUGGACAUCACAUGAAUAAAGGUAUGUAUGUACGAAUGUGUAUAUAUUAUAUAUAUGACAUCUAUUUUGGAAAAUGUUUGCCCUGCUGUACCUCAUUUUUAGGAGGUGUGCAUGGAUGCAAUAUAUGAAAAUGGGACAUUCUGGAACUGCUGGUCAGGGGACUUUGUCGCCCUGUGCACUAAAGGGCCAGAUUUCAGCAGCCAAGGACAUCCAUACCCAAGUGAAUGUGAUGGGACUUACAGAUGUGAACUGAGACAAUUCACUCUGGCUGUGUGAACAGCAGCGUUUCAUAGGAAGAGAACAAAGAUCAAUCUUGUAUUUUCUGACCACAUAAAGGCUUCUUCUCUUUGUAAUAAAGUAGAAAAGCUCUCCUCA
Nannospalax galili (Upper Galilee mountains blind mole rat) is the source of this 3046-nucleotide messenger RNA. RefSeq names its product CCR4-NOT transcription complex subunit 2 (gene Cnot2). The transcript is spliced from 17 exons. Lineage: Eukaryota; Metazoa; Chordata; Mammalia; Rodentia; Spalacidae. Gene Ontology annotation, cellular component: CCR4-NOT core complex; P-body. Bases 404 to 1999 code for a protein of 531 amino acids. Gene Ontology annotation, biological process: nuclear-transcribed mRNA poly(A) tail shortening; regulation of stem cell population maintenance; regulation of DNA-templated transcription. The record is from RefSeq and is a predicted model, not a curated record.